UUAGUGUAACACCGCUAGAGGGCGCUGGCGGACAGGGCGCAGAAACCUCACUGUACAGGAAGAGAAGAAACUGAAGCCGUUCCACAUCAGCACAUCCGCCUCUCAUCGGCACAACGAAAACAUCGCAGACAUCCGCAGUGUGUAGAAAUGGAGGCGAAGGCGGGUGACCCUUUCAGCAGUGAGGUGGAGGAGCUUCCUGCAGCACGAAUGAUCAGCCGACUCUUUCCUAAAGGCUUUUCUGGGAAUGUGGCGAAGGACUGGCUGGACCGUCGACGGAAAUCUAUCAGGCCCUGGGCCAGCUUUGUGGAUCAGCGCAAGUUUUCCAAACCAAAGAACUUCGGCGAUCUGUGCCAGCGUGUUGUGCGGAACCUGGACACAUUCCACAGCAACUACACCUUCAUCUUCCUGGGGCUCAUCCUCUACUGCAUUAUCAGCUCCCCCAUGCUGCUGAUCGCUUUGGCUGUUUUUGCUGGGGCCUUUUACAUCAUUCACCUGAAGUCACUGGAGUCCAAGCUGGUUGUUUUUGGGCGGGAGUUGACUCACGGUCACCAGUUGGGACUGGCUGGAGCAGUGUCUUUACCUGUGUUCUGGCUUGCAGGUGCUGGAGCAGCUGUUUUCUGGGUACUGGGAGCUACGCUGGCUGUGAUUGGCUCCCAUGCUGCCUUCCGUGAACUGGAGCAAUCAGACAUGGAGGAGCUCCUGAUGGAGCCUGUCUAACUCAUCAGCUCUUUGAAUAUUGAGCUCUUUAUUUAUCCCAACGUCUUGCUGCACAUUGUUACUGCUUUCUAAUUGGUUGUGACAAAUGAACUAAAUAUUUAAUCAAUCACUGAUCUAUAGAUAGACUGUUAUUCAGGAAUCGGUGCAUUUUUGUUUCAGUUACGGAUCUGAUUCUUUAGCUUCGGAGAAAUGAUGUCCAGCAAAUAGAUGAAACACGUGUUUUUAAAUGCGGACUGACGUUGACUCGCUGACAGAUUAAGCACAGUAGAACACACACACCUUUCUGGGUAUGCAGCAGAUACUCAGCUCCAUCUGUUACAUAUGGCAGGACUGCAUGUGAAUCAUGCAUUAAAAAUAAACAAAUAGAAAUCAUGGCACAAAUCGAAGUUGUAACAUAUCACAGGGAAAAAAACAAGGCCAUGUGUUUUUGUUUUUUUUUUUGAAUGGUACUUCCUUAAGCUCUACUUUAUGAAGAAAGGAAUAGAAUAUUAUUCAGGAGUGUUUUACAGUUUUUGAGGGUUUUUGUGAAAAUAUGCCAAAAAAAAAAAAAAAAAAGUAAACCAGUUUUUGUGUAUGGGAAAAAAGCUUUCCAGGAUGCCUGUCAACAUUAUCAUCAUGGUGUUGUUUAUUGAUGUUGAAAAUAGAGUGUGUAUGAUAUGCAGUAUCACAGAGCUUCAUCAAAUUCAUGUUGCCCAAGUGCUUUUAUUCCAGUUCUUUGCAGUCUUUCAAUUGCCAUUUUUUUAUCACACAAUAUUUUAAAGUAUCUUUUUUUAUUUCUUUUCAGAACUUGUCUUUUAUCUUGGUGUUGUAUUUUGAUCAAAAGGAAAGUGCAAUAAAGUCCUCUGCCUGUAAAA
This is a messenger RNA of Pangasianodon hypophthalmus (striped catfish), 1571 nucleotides long. RefSeq names its product Rab acceptor 1 (prenylated) (gene rabac1). The transcript is spliced from 6 exons. The record is from RefSeq and is a predicted model, not a curated record. The coding region runs from base 148 to 717 and encodes 189 amino acids. NCBI's taxonomy places the organism in Eukaryota, Metazoa, Chordata, Actinopteri, Siluriformes, Pangasiidae. Gene Ontology annotation, cellular component: Golgi apparatus.